ACGAAAAGUUCGAACAUGAAACGAUUGUAAUUAAGAUUCUCCAUUAAUUUCUAUACCAACCCCUUCCUCUACGUUACAUUUAAUUUUUUCUUUUUCUACCUAAAAAAACUUCAGAGAUAUAUACACUAUAAAUAAUGAGGAUGCUGUGAUCAAAUCUCUUCCAUUCAAUUAACCUGCAACAAUGUUGACCUCUCAUCUCCUCUCCUGCUGUCAGAUUUGAAGUCCGGUUGUUCUCCGCAGGCAGACGGUGGUCAUGCUCUUGAUUAAUGAAAAGUGUCUCCACGAUUAAUUGGGCCAUUUGUAAGGCUAUUGAUCUGUUGGAAAUGCUAAAGAGAGAAGAGGAAAUGCUUUCUGCAAUCAAGGAAAAACAGUUGAAGGGGCUCUUGAUGAUCGCACAUAGAAAGCUGAAUCUGGCGCACAUAUUUUUCGAAUGUUCAACAUGGAUGACCAAUGUUUUUCUUCAAGAUGUAAUCAAAGAAAUCAAUAAAGACAAUUUAAAGAUUUGCCUCUUGACAUGUAUUUUCACUGAUGUUUGUCUUUUCGAGCUGUUAUGGUUACCCAAAAUGCAGGAUGGAUGUUUGAGUAUGGAGAAUAUGUUGCGAUGAUGUAAAAGGGAAAUGCUGGUGUCAAGAGACAUGAAUGAGAAAUAGCCUAAACAUCAACAUGAGAAAUGUGUAGGCACAUACACAAUACCCACAUCAGCGUCUUUGGAACAUUUACCGUUGUGGCUGCUAAUGUUUGUAAUCUUGAACUACAGAGAAGGCUGCAAGUGAAACAGGAUUCAGUGAUUCAUAGGUGCAAGAAGGCAGUUGAAUCUUUAGAAGGUUUAAGUUUAAAAUGUAAAAGAAAAACCAAUGUCUCAUCAUCAUUAGUUGUGAGGACUAUUUCAAAUGUCUCUGUUUUAUUUGUAACAACAGUUACAAGUUUGGUAAGUUUUGUUUAAUCUUCAUUCUUCAAAUC
This is a messenger RNA of Brassica napus (rape), 960 nucleotides long. RefSeq lists its product as uncharacterized. The coding region runs from base 267 to 605 and encodes 112 amino acids. Lineage: Eukaryota; Viridiplantae; Streptophyta; Magnoliopsida; Brassicales; Brassicaceae. The transcript is spliced from 4 exons. The record is from RefSeq and is a predicted model, not a curated record.